AUGGUUCCAGCGGAUCCACCGAAACCAGAUCGUACGCAAGACGCAGGACCCCGCCGCGAGCUGGUGGUAUCAUCCGACGAUCCUGAGAUGAAGAACUCGGAGCCAAACGUCGGCUCCUCGACAAACGAGCAUGUCACCGCGGAGAUUACCAAGGAGUGCACCAACUCGGGCGUGGUCGAAGAGAGCGGGCGAGAAAGGCUGAAGCGGCACAGGACCGAGAUGGCCGGCCGGGUCUGGAUACCGGAGAUAUGGGGCCAGGAAAGCCUGCUCAAGGAUUGGAUUGAUAGCUCGGUCUUCGACCGGCCGCUCGUCCCCAAGGGCUUGGUGUCAGCCAGGGAAGCUUUGGUCGAGGAGUGCCGUCGGACGAGCUCAGGCUCGCGGAGGAUAAAGAAUCCAUGCUAA
This is a messenger RNA of Musa acuminata AAA Group (dessert banana), 402 nucleotides long. Its product is annotated as protein BIC1-like. Gene Ontology annotation, biological process: blue light signaling pathway. Lineage: Eukaryota; Viridiplantae; Streptophyta; Magnoliopsida; Zingiberales; Musaceae. The coding region runs from base 1 to 402 and encodes 133 amino acids. The record is from RefSeq and is a predicted model, not a curated record. The transcript has a single exon.